AUGAAGGAAGCUAACAUACUUCUUGGUAACCAACCAACUAUGUCUCUUGAUCCUUCAUGGCAGGUCAAAAGACCCCUCCGUCUGGGGAGGUCCAUAUCUGGGUCAAGGACACCAAAGAUCUGCCCCAGUUACGUCCCUCCGGAGUGGGCUCCUUUGUGAAAUGCUACGUUCUUCCAGACACCAGUAAAAAGAGCUACCAGAAGACCCGCAUUGUCCAGAGGGACUCCAACCCGGUGUUUAACCACACCAUCGUGUACGACGGCUUUCAUACAGAAGAUCUGAAGGAUGCCUGUGUCGAGCUGACCGUCUGGGAUCAUGAGAAACUGACCAAUCACUUUCUGGGAGGGAUCCAGCUGGGACUUGGGACAGGUAAUAACGAGGCCCUUUCGCCUCAUUCCAGUUUCGACAUGAAACAUGUUCUCCUUGCCCAGAAAAUAUAAACAGGGAGAGCAGACAUCCAAAGGGCAUGUUUUGGACCGCAAAUCAAAAUGGAAAGGGCUUCUCUUCAGAAGCGUGGCUGGGCGGAAAUUAGAAUUCACAGCAAGCCAGGCCUCUGCACCAUUGAAAUCAAUGAGUACCGUUCAUUUCCCAUUAAUUUCCCAUUAAUUUUAGUAGGAUGUAGUCAUGACUAACAUAGCCCGGAUGAUUUCAGGGGUUGAACCUGAAGCCAUCAGCAUGCAAGUUGUACACUGGACUCGGGUCAGGACAUCCUAAAAUGAAUGACAGCGAAUGCCCACUAAAAUGCACUGGUUCUUUCCAAAUGGCAAGGGGACUGCAUGGAAUUUCUGAAUGGCCAAUGGAGAGGAGAGGAGAGCUGGCCUUGUGGCUGCAAGCAUGACUUGUCCCCUUAGCUAAGCAGGGUCUGCCCUGGUUGCAUAUGAAUGGGAGACUAGAAGUGUGAGCACUGUC
Messenger RNA from Hemicordylus capensis (graceful crag lizard), 909 nucleotides. Its product is annotated as synaptotagmin-like protein 2. Gene Ontology annotation, cellular component: exocytic vesicle; plasma membrane. Bases 57 to 440 code for a protein of 127 amino acids. NCBI's taxonomy places the organism in Eukaryota, Metazoa, Chordata, Lepidosauria, Squamata, Cordylidae. The record is from RefSeq and is a predicted model, not a curated record. Gene Ontology annotation, biological process: exocytosis. The transcript is spliced from 2 exons. Gene Ontology annotation, molecular function: neurexin family protein binding.